UAGUGAUGCCUUGGGGCUCCAGGAGGAAGUUUAUCCUUUAUUCAAAACAGAAGAGCGCAAUCAGCCAGCUGUGUUUUCUCACCGUUCUUCCCUCGGAAGUCCUCUUUUUCAUAUCUGCACUGUGAGGAUUGGUGGAACCAACGUGGAGUGAAGUGGAAGAACUGAAAGGCCACAUUGACUGCAGGAUCAAUUGAGUUUGAGUUGGAGGAGAGAGAAACUCAGUCGCUGCUGCUCAGAGGAGAAAAUGGCUCAGGAAGGAGUUCAGCUGGACCAAGAAACCUUCUCUUGUUCCAUCUGUCUGGAUCUACUGAAGGAUCCGGUGACUAUUCCCUGUGGACACAGCUACUGUAUGACAUGUAUUAAUACCCACUGGGAUGGAGAGGACCAGGAGGGAAUCCACAGCUGUCCUCAGUGCAGGAAGACUUUCAGACCGAGGCCUGAUCUGGAGAAAAACACCAUGUUAGCAGCUUUAGUGGAGGAGCUGAAGAAGACUGGACUCCAAGCUGCUCCUGCUGACCACCACUAUGCUGGACCUGAAGAUGUGUCCUGUGAUUUCUGCACUGGGAGGAAGAGGAAGGCUGUCAAGUCCUGUUUGUUCUGUCCAGCGUCUUACUGUGAGAAUCACCUUCAGCCUCACUAUGAUGUACCUCCAUUGAAGAAACACCAGCUGGUGGAGCCCUCCAAGAACCUCCAGGAGAACAUCUGCUCUCGUCAUGAUGAGGUGAAGAAGAUGUUCUGUCGUACUGAUCAGCAGUCUAUCUGUUAUCUCUGCUCUGUGGAGGAACAUAAAGGCCACGACACAGUCUCAGCUGCAGCAGAAAGGACUGAGAGGCAGAAAGAGCUGGAGGUGAGUCGACUGAACAUCCAGCAGAGAAUCCAGGACAGACAGAAAGAUGAAGCUGCUUCAACAGGAGCU
Acanthochromis polyacanthus (spiny chromis) is the source of this 916-nucleotide messenger RNA. Its product is annotated as E3 ubiquitin/ISG15 ligase TRIM25-like. Lineage: Eukaryota; Metazoa; Chordata; Actinopteri; Pomacentridae. The record is from RefSeq and is a predicted model, not a curated record. Gene Ontology annotation, molecular function: zinc ion binding.